CCUGCUUCCUCUUUCUCGGCUCCGCCCUCACCCCGUGUUCUUCCUAGAGCGGUGCAGUUGUGUCAGAAUCCUGUGGCUGCCCUGUUGGCAGUUCUUAGAGGCGUGCGACAGUGCUUGCUCUACUGCUUCUCUCAUCCCCUGCACAGAGCCCCCCAGAGGUGCCGCUACCAUGGAUCUGUGCGGCCGGGAGGUGGAAGACUGUAUCAUGUACUUCAUCCUAAUGGAAGGCUUUCCUAUGGGCACCCACGUGGUGAAGGCCGGCAGCCUGUGCUGUGCGAGUGAAGAUACCUACUUGCAGAGGAUAUCGGGGGAUCAGUCCCCCCACAUGUCGCUCAGCGUCACAGUGAUAGGGGAGACCGACAUUAUCGAAGUGGAUUUUAAUGACCUGGAGCCCCUCACCAGGCCCAUCGCUGCUUUGCUGCUGGCGGUGCCGGACCCUACAGAAAGGCUCAACUGUUUCCUGGAGAGGGGCCCCUUGGAGCUGGCCCUGAGAGUGGAGCCCGGGCAGCAGGUCAAUGUGACCCACGAGCAGAAGAUAUUCCCGGCUCUGGUGCACUUUGUGGGUAACAUUCUGGACACCAGCACAUUGAUCCCCCCUGUGUACUUCGGAGUGGAACUGAAGGGUGAAGGGGAAGGCCGGGGGCAGAAUGACGGCACCUACAAGGGAGUGACAUUUUUCAGCUGUAAGAAGAACAGUGGCCUCUUUUUACCGUUCAACAAAAUCCAUUUCCCAGAAUCCUUGCUGCUGGAUCACGUGACCCCGAUCUGCUUACCCAUAGACACAACGGGCCCCGUGAAAUCAGGGGAUAAAGUCGCCUUCUACAUAGAGGACACCUUAAAAAAAGGCAUCGUGGUGAUAACCGACACGCAGGAGUCUGAUGGAUGUGUGGAAGUUCUAGUGGAUGAUGGGGCGCAGAAUGAACUGCUGAAGAUUCCCCUGGCAUCUAUAAUGAAGGAGGAGCUGUCACCCACAGGUGGUGCAGUUCCGGGCGCUGAGCUGAAGAGAAGUGUGAGCUCUGGAGGAAACAUAAGGAACAACCCGGACGCUGGAUCUCUUGGCAUCAGCUCUAUGGUACAGAUCCAGUACAGCGGAGGAGAGCUGGUCUAUGGGAUCAUUCGCUGGGUGGGACUCUUGCCUGACACAGAAGGAAUGAUGGCGGGGGUGGAGUUAGAGGAGGAUAAGGGAAUCACAAAUGGCAGCUGGAAGGGGUGCCAGUACUUUCAGUGCCCACCCAAACGAGGCAUUUUUGUGAAGCUAAAGGCCUGCCAGCCAGACACUCGGUUUUUGGCCAGCGCAGACUCUCUCCCUAAGGACCUGGAGCCAGAAACACCCAGCAGAGACAACAACCCUGACGUCAUGGAGAAGAUUCCUCCCCCGCAGGGCGCCAGAGCCGUGGACAUUCUGGAGGGCCGCAUGAAGGGUAUCCAGGGACACUGUAAUUCCUGCUACAUGGACGCUGCCCUCUUCAGCCUUUUCUCGUGCAGCUCCAUCUUGGAUUCCUUGCUGUACAAGCCCUCGUCUGCCCCCAACGGGAACAUCCAGAGGAUCCUGAGGGAGGACAUUGUUAACCCCCUGCGCAAAAACGGCUUUGUAUCGGCCAGAAGUGUCAUGGUGCUCAGGCACCAACUGAUGGAGGAAAGUCAGUGCCCCAGUUUCACCACAUCGGAGAAGGACCCAGAAGAGUUCCUGAACCUGAUCAUGCAGCGCAUCCUGGGAAUGGAGCCUCUACUAAUGCUGCAGUCUGAGGGGCAGAAGGUGCAGGACUGUUUCUGUUAUCAGAUAUUUAUAGAAAAGCAGCCGCAAAUGACCGUGCCCAGCGUCCAGCAGCUACUGGAGCACUCGUUCCACCACUCCACCCUGAAACUGGCCCAGAUCCCGUCCUGCUUCAUCAUACAGACACCUCGUUUUGGGAAGGAAUACAAAAUGUUUAGUAAAAUUGUCCCCUCUCUGGAACUCGACAUCACAGACCUACUGUACGACAGCCCCAGAGAGUGUGUGGUGUGUGGCCAAUUAGCCACCAUGGAAUGUGCCGACUGCUUUAAAGACGUCAUCCUUUCUGGCUCCAGCCUCAAACAAUACUGUGAUGUGUGCUCUAAAAAGGUACACUCCCACCACAAACGCAAGUGUCACGCAUUGACCCCACUAGUGGUACCAGAGAGUUUCCUACAGGAGCCGGGGGGCCAGAGACCCAGUCAGAUCCCAAGGGAAACCCUGGAGUUAUUCGCAGUCCUGUGUAUAGAGACUAGUCACUACGUGUCCUUUGUCAAAUACGGACCAGAGAAAGGAAGCUGGAUGUUCUUCGACAGCAUGGCCGACCGGCACGGCAACGAAGAUGGCUACAACAUACCGACGGUGAGCCUGUGCCCUGAGGUUGCCACGUACCUGGCAUCGCCGCUGAAGGAACUGGCCGACCAAAACCCACGCGAUAUGAAGGGAGUGGCCAAGCGUCUCUUCUGCGACGCCUACAUGUUCAUGUACCAGAGCAAACGCAUGGCGCUGUACAAAUAAACCCACUCGGGUAUCCCAUGGGCACCAAAUCCUGAGUUGGCCAGUGACAGUUGUGCUGAUGUAACGCAGGUGGGUGACAGUUGUGCUGGUGGGUGACAGUUGGGUGAAUGCUUGCCAGCUGCACACUGUAGCGUCACUAGCAUGGGAUUACUGUGUACAAUCAGUGGUGCCAACUCUAGAUGCCAACAGGGAGAGACCGGAACUUCAUUCAUGCUCUCGGCGCAGAUGUGCCGUGGCCUCAUUUGGAAGAGAUCCCAGCCGGUCCCAUGAGAUUAUUUGCACUAUGUAUCAGUGCCCAAACUGUCACAAUCUGAGCUCACCAUGGUGACUGGUACAUAUACCCUCACUGAAGAACUGCCCUGUUCCUGCUCUGGAUUCCAGUGUCGUUGCUCCUGCCGUAGGUCACUGUUAUACAAAACUUGGCAAUGUAGUGCAACUUGCACCGUGCCAGGCAUGGGCAUUCCCUUACACAACUGCCAGUUGCUCUGAUUUGGUGUUUGCAAAAAACAGCAGGUGCCACACUCAGAGGGACAUUGUGGCUGGUCAGUAUCCAGGCUGGUAUGCCGAGACACGCUCCUUGCUACUGUAAUGUGCUCAGCGGGUGCAAUGUUUCCUGGCACCCCUCCGGUAACAGAUUAAAGGAGAACUAAAGCAUAACAAAAAAAAAAUAGGCUACAAAUUUAUGGGCUUCAUCAACCCAAAGUGCCUCCAAAUAUGCCCCCAAUAGCUGCUCAUCUUCUUCAAUGCUGAUCUCAUCAGGGCUGCCGGUAUAUAAAAUACAGCAUUUUUAUCCAGUUCCCCUUUAAAAUGGCAUUAUUGGAAAAUACUCAGCACUGUGUCUGUCAGGGCAGAUUCCAACAGACGCCGCUUUACGUCUGGAAUACUGGAAUAUCGACAUUUCUGAGCCUCCAACAAGCACAGACUGUCAUUCAUUUGUGUGACUGAUUGGAAAUGGACACCUCAGGGAAUAUGCAUAAUUGCACUGAAAUUAAACUUAAAUUGUUUUGUGUGCUUC
Messenger RNA from Xenopus laevis (African clawed frog), 3524 nucleotides. Its product is annotated as ubiquitin carboxyl-terminal hydrolase CYLD. Lineage: Eukaryota; Metazoa; Chordata; Amphibia; Anura; Pipidae. The record is from RefSeq and is a predicted model, not a curated record. The transcript is spliced from 15 exons. The coding region runs from base 170 to 2509 and encodes 779 amino acids.